GGAUGUUACAGAGAUGGACUGCGAAGGGGAAGAGAGGCAGGCCGGAAGAAACCAUUCAUCCGGCCAAUAAUAAUACUGCGAAUGAAAAAUACGCGGUGAUUUGUGACCACUGCCGGGCAUCUAGAUUCGGAUUUCAAAGAGGAUUACGGGCGUCGAGCUGAAUUAGAUGGCGCGAUUACAAUAAUGGCUAAUUUAGGAUCGGAUUAGAUACUUAUUCACACGGUCAUCGGCGCGGAUCCCCCCCCUCCUCCGUGUCUCCCCCUCCAACCUGCGAAUAAACAACCAAACAGGCCAUCGGGAUGUGGGGGUUAUUUCAGUGACGCUGUGAUGGAUACCUGCGAAGAUACCGAAAUCCAAACAAUAAUGAGGAUCCGAUUUGAUUUCAAGUCGGUUUAGUCGUUUCCUCGCUUUUUUUUCUUCUUCUAUUGUCAUUAUUUGGGCAUGAUUUUCCUGCGGAGCUUCGUGGAGCCAUUGCUGCUGUUGCUCCAAAGCGGAUGGUGGGGGGUCGCACCGAGCCCCACCGACGAAGGAGCCCUGCGGGCCGGCCACGGGGAGCACGGAGAGCCGGGGCAUCAGGAGCCCCACAAGGACUCCUACGGCACCUUCGCCUCCGAGUUCCUGGAGUCCAAAUACCUGUCCGAUGACGGUUAUCCGUUCCCCACGGCCCCACCAGUGGAUCCCUUUGCCAAGAUCAAAGUCGUCGACUGUGGAGUAACCAAAGGCUGCAUCAGAUACGGGAAGCCAGGGUGCGAUGCAGAAACGUGUGACUACUUUCUGAGUUAUCGCCGCAUCGGGACAGAUGUUGAGUACGAGAUGAGUUCAGACACGGACGGCUGGGUGGCUGUAGGUUUUUCAUCUGACAAGAAAAUGGGAGGAGACGAUGUCAUGGGCUGUGUCCAUGACGAUAACGGACGUGUACGGAUUCAUCACUUCUACAAUGUCGGCCAGUGGGCCAAAGAAAUAAAAAGAAACCCUGCAAGAGACGAGGAGGGCGUCUUCGAGAACAACCGGGUGACGUGCCGGUUUAAACGGCCUUUAUAUGUCCCCAGAGAGGAAACACUGGUAGACUUGCACCUUUCAUGGUAUUACCUGUUUGCUUGGGGACCUGCCAUACAAGGUUCCAUCACGAGGCACGACAUCGACAAUCCGCCCGUCAGUGACCACAUGAUCAGCAUCUAUAAGUACGAGGACAUCUUCAUGCCUUCUACGGCCUACCAGACCUUCAACUCUCCCCUCUGCUUACUGCUCAUAGUGGCCCUCACCUUUUACUUACUAAUGGGAACGCCAUAGCGAAGCACAGCGGACCACAUUAUGCAGAAAAGAGAGGAAGAGAGGAAGAGAAGCAGCAAUAAAUAAGUUGUCUACCUGUGAUACCACAUUCAACUGUGCACUUUGUGCAGAGAGACAUUAUAAAAUAUAUUAAACACAAUAAAACGUA
Molecule: messenger RNA, 1438 nt
Organism: Pungitius pungitius (ninespine stickleback)
Lineage: Eukaryota; Metazoa; Chordata; Actinopteri; Perciformes; Gasterosteidae
Product: DOMON domain-containing protein FRRS1L
Exons: 5
Coding region: 442-1290 (282 amino acids)
Biological process (GO): regulation of postsynaptic membrane neurotransmitter receptor levels; regulation of glutamate receptor signaling pathway
Source: RefSeq, a predicted model, not a curated record